CACAAGGGCGAGGGCAUGGAGGACUGUGGCCGCAUCAACGCCCAGCGCGGCAUCCAGCGGCUGGAGGCCAUGCUGCUGGCCCUGGACGAGAUCAACCGGGACGAGCGCAUCCUGCCGGGGCUGACGCUGGGCGCCCACAUCCUGGACACCUGCUCCAAGGACACCUACGCGCUGGAGCAGUCGCUGGAGUUUGUGCGUGCCUCGCUCACCAAAGUGGACGACAGCGAGUACACCUGCCCCGACGGCUCCUACGCCAUUCACGACGACGUGCCCAUGGCCAUAUCGGGGGUCAUCGGAGGCUCGUACAGCGACGUUUCUAUACAGGUGGCCAACUUGCUUCGCCUGUUCCAGAUCCCCCAGAUCAGCUACGCCUCCACCAGCGCCAAGCUGAGCGACAAGACACGCUACGACUACUUCGCCCGCACUGUGCCGCCUGACUUCUACCAGGCCAAGGCCAUGGCGGAGAUCCUGCGCUACUUCAACUGGACGUACGUGUCCACGGUGGCGUCGGAGGGCGACUACGGUGAGACGGGCAUCGACGCCUUCCAGCAGGAGGCGCGGGCACUGCAGAUCUGCAUCGCCAUAUCGGCCAAAGUUAGCCGCUCCAUGGACCGCUACAGCUAUGAGAACGUCAUCCGCUCACUGCAGCAGAAGUCCAACGCCAAGGUGGUGAUCCUCUUCACGCGCAGUGAGGACGCCAGGGAGCUGCUGGUGGCCGCCGCCCGCAUGAACGUCUCCUUCAUCUGGGUGGCGAGCGACGGCUGGGGCGCGCAGGAGAGCGUCGUGCGGGGAAGCGAGGCUGCGGCCAACGGGGCCUUCACCAUCGAGCUGGCCUCCUACAACAUCCACAAGUUCACCGAGUACUUCACCAGCCUCAACCCGUACAACAACACUCGGAACCCCUGGUUCCGGGAGUUCUGGGAGAACCGCUUCCAAUGCAGCCUGCACAACGUGAGCUGCGCCAAACACUCGCUGAAGGACGGCAACUUCGAGCAGGAGUCCAAGAUCAUGUUCGUGGUGAACGCGGUGUACGCCAUGGCCCACGCACUACAUAACAUGAGGCAGGCCAUCUGCCCCAACACCACCAAGGCCUGCAGCGCCAUGAAGCCCGGCAACGGCAGGAAGUUCUACAAGGACUACAUCAUCAAGACUAAAUUUGAUGCUCCCUUCCGGCCGGCCGACCGCGACCACGUGGUGCGUUUCGACGCGUUUGGCGACAGCCUAGGCCGCUACAACAUCUUCCACUACCACAAGGAGGAGGACGGCCGCUACACCUACCACAAGGUGGGCUACUGGGCCCAGAGCUUGACGCUCAACACCAGCCGCAUCCCCUGGGAGGGCCCCGCCCUGCCCACCUCGCAGUGCAGCGACCCCUGCCGCAAGAACGAGAUCAAGAGCAUGCAGCCGGGCGACGUGUGCUGCUGGAUCUGCAUCCCGUGCCAGCCCUUCCAGUACCUGCGCGACGAGUUCACCUGCCAGGACUGCGGCUUCGGCCAGUGGCCCCUGGCCAACCUGUCGGGCUGCUACGACCUGCCGGAGGAGUACAUCCGCUGGGAGGACGCCUGGGCGGUAGGGCCCGUCACCAUCGCCUGCCUGGGCAUGGUGUGCACGCUGUUUGUGAUCGGGUUGUUCGUGAAGCACAACGACACCCCGGUGGUGAAGGCGUCAGGCCGCGAGCUGUCCUACAUCCUGCUGCUGGGCGUGCUCAUGUGCUACUGCAUGACCUUCAUCUACAUCUCCAAGCCCUCGUCGGCCGUCUGCGCGCUGCGACGCCUGGGCCUGGGCACUUCGUUCGCCGUCUGCUACUCUGCGCUUCUCACCAAGACCAACCGCAUCUCGCGCAUCUUCAACGGCGUGAAGGGCGCCGGGGCACAGCGGCCGCGCUUCAUCAGCCCCGGCUCGCAGGUGGCCAUCUGCGCCGCGCUCAUCUCCUGCCAGCUGCUGGUGGCCGUGUGCUGGCUGCUGGUGGAGGCGCCGGGCGUCCGCAAGGAGGUGGCGCCCGAGCGGCGCGACGUGGUGACGCUCAAGUGCAGCAGCCGCGACGUCAGCAUGCUGAUCUCGCUCACCUACAACUGCGUGCUCAUCGCCCUCUGCACUGUCUACGCCUUCAAGACGCGCAAGUGCCCCGAGAACUUCAACGAGGCCAAGUUCAUCGGCUUCACCAUGUACACCACCUGCAUCAUCUGGCUCGCGUUUCAACCCAUCUUCUAUGUCACCGCCAGCGACUACAGGGUGCAGACCACUACCAUGUGCAUCUCCGUGUCCCUGAGUGGCUCAGUGGUCCUGGGCUGUCUGUUUGCGCCCAAGAUCCACAUCAUCCUCUUCCAGCCCCAGAAGAACAUCACCACCCUCAGAGUGGCCACCACCCGCUUCAGUGUCACCACCGGGCCUGGAUCCAGCUUCUCACAAGCCUCAGCAGCCAACAUUGUUCCCACGGUGUGCAAUGGUCGAGAGGUGGUGGACUCCACAACAUCUUCACUGUAGAGGCCUACCCACCCCACCCCACCCCACCCCAGGCCGUGUUCCUCUGCCUGGCGUGGUGUAUACAGCAGGUUUAGUCUCUUAUCUGAGUAUGUUAACUCUGAGCAAGUGGUACAUCUAGUAAUAUAAGUGACCUGUGUCUCAAAUCCAAGUCUCUUCUAUUAAAAUGGUUUACGACUCGUUCUGGGUUAGCCUAACUGGGUUAUGGCUCAUUCUUUUGAAACUCGUUUG
Molecule: messenger RNA, 2712 nt
Organism: Engraulis encrasicolus (European anchovy)
Lineage: Eukaryota; Metazoa; Chordata; Actinopteri; Clupeiformes; Engraulidae
Gene: grm2a
Product: glutamate receptor, metabotropic 2a
Exons: 7
Coding region: 16-2484 (822 amino acids)
Biological process (GO): G protein-coupled glutamate receptor signaling pathway; regulation of synaptic transmission, glutamatergic
Cellular component (GO): plasma membrane
Molecular function (GO): group II metabotropic glutamate receptor activity
Source: RefSeq, a predicted model, not a curated record